CAGACGUAAAGCAGCGAGUUCCUCCCGUCAUGCCUAGCGGUGCCGUUGGCCCAGGGCAGAAUGAGAAGGGAUUUAAAGUGGACGGCGGCAGAUUCCGCGGCUUUGAGCGGAGUGAGAAGAAGCGCUGCAAGGUGCGGAAUGGCGGAGCCUGGUGCAAACUCGGGGGAGCUCAGCCUUAUGGACAAAGGCAUAAAAAGUUUGGAGGAAAUACCGUUAAGUUCAGAACUUCACACACUCAACUUGCACUGUAACCAGAUCUCCAGGAUCGAAAGGCUUGACCACGUGUUGAACUUGCAGCAUUUAGAUCUAUCAUCCAAUCACAUACAUCGGAUUGAGGGCCUAAGUGCUCUGGUUAAUCUUCGCACCUUAAACCUGUCUUGUAAUUUGAUUACAAAAGUUGAAGGGCUGGAAAAGCUAUUGAACUUAACUAAACUGAAUUUGUCUUAUAACCGCAUACAUGAUCUUACAGGACUUCUGUAUCUUCGUGGAGCCAAUUGUAAAAUUAGUCACAUUGAGCUUCACAGCAAUUGUAUCAGUAAUAUUAACCAUUUACUCCAGUGCCUGUCUGGAUUAGAGUACUUGACCAAUCUCACUUUAGAGAAGAAUGGAAAAACUAAUCCAGUAUGUAACAAAACAGGAUACAGAGAGGUCAUCCUUCAGGCCUUACCCCAACUAACUAUCCUAGAUGGAAGGAAUAUGUUUGGCGAACCAGUAAACACCAUGGAAGCAAAUGCAUCGGAUCUGAAGUGCUUAGAAGGUCUCUUGGAUUGCUUGGCUUCAUCUAGUUCUCCUAUAGAUGAAGAAGAGGCUUGUGUUGAUUUGCCAGUGAUAACACCCCGUAUUGAUCAGGUGUUGGCUCAGUUUCGCCAGCGGGCUGUUAUACCAAUCACUAGCUCUUCCACUGAGAUUAUCUCCUCUUCAGAGCCAGAAAGAAUUAAAUUCGAGAGUAACAUGAGAAUAAAAAAACUAGAGGAUCAAAUAUCACAUCUGCUGGAAAAGGUCACUAAUGCUUCAUCAUUUAGUACUGCUUCAAAUGUUCUCAAAGCAAAAAGAGACACAGAUCUCACUUCCGAGAGUGAUGGCGAGAGUGGAAAAGAAAAUAACAGAAAGGUGGCUAAAAGAAGCAAGUUCCCUAACUAUCGAAAAGCAACCUUUUCUACUAAAUGUCGUUCUCAGAGGGAGAAAAUCUUAAACAGGGGAGAAGAGUUGAGUUCCAUAAAGUCAAAAAAUCUAGGAACUCCAUUUAAAGAGGAAGAAUGUUCAAGUUCAGCUAUGGAAGUACCAAGAUAUGAAAAAAUGGGGAAAUCACCCAAGACAUUAAUGGAUAAACAGAAAGGUCAAAUGAAAAAAACAAGCAGCCUCGAUUCUAUUACUCAAGAAGAGUCCACCUAUAGGGCACUAAUUCAAGAACUGGAUCAGGAGAAAGAGAGGAGAUGGAAAGCUGAACAAGCUGAAAAGAAACUGAGAGAUAAUAUCAAAGAGCUACAGAGCCAAGCAAAAGAAGAAAAGGAUAUUCAGAGUAUGGCUGUGUAUACUACAGACAGGCUAAAAGAGUUGGUAUUGAGAGAGCGAAAUGCAAAGACAAAACUUCAGGUUGAUAUGCAGCAACUGAAAGAGGAAGCUGAAAGACUUGUCAAAGAACUAAAUCGGUCAAAACUUAAAGAGGAGGAUCAACAAAAGACACUACAGACUUUAGAAGAAACUUUGUCCAAGAUGGAGAGACAAAGGGUACAGCAGCAAUCUUCUGAGAUGAAACAACUUCGAGCUGCAGAACUUAAAGCUUCAGCAGCUGAGAGAGAAGUGCAGUUACUUCAGAUAUCUCUUCGGCAACAAAAAGAGAAGGUGGAACAAGUCCAUGAGAUGCUUGUGUUGAGGGAGCAGGAGCACAGGAAGGAACUUGAAACUAGAGUUACCUUAAAUGGUUUGGAAUUCCAAGAAGCUGUGUCAAAAGAAGUGGCAAGAGAGCAACAGAGGCAUGAACACCAUAUUAAAAACUUGCAGGAAAAAAUGAAUCUGUUAAACCACAAUUAUAAGGAUCUAGAAGACGAAUUUCGUAUUGCAUUAACUAUAGAAGCCAAAAGAUUUACAGAGGUUAAAGAGGCUUUUGACAACAUUGCUGCUGAGUUGGCAGAACACAAACAUCUUCUUGUUCAGUCUCAACAAAACGAGAAGCACUCAGCGACGCUAAUUCAGGAGCUGACGUCCAUGGUGAAGGAACAAAAAGCUAAGAUCACGGAAGUAGUCAAAUCAAAACAAGAAACAACAUAUAACUUGAAAAGUCAAAUCCGAUCACUUGAAAACAUGGUGGAGGAAGAUAAACAAAAGACAAUACAACUUGAGCUUCUUAAACAGGAAAAGUCAAAAUUUAUUUCACAGAUAACGGCCCAGGAGUCUGUAAUUGAUGGAUUAAAAGCAGAAAGAAAAAUAUGGGGACAGGAGCUGGCACAACAGGGAGCUUCUCUUGCUCAAGAUCGAGGAAAAUUGGAAGCCAAAAUAGAAGUUCUAACUAGUGAGGCUGAGGCUCUGAAAAAACAGAAUGAACGGAGCAGUGAUGCACUGAAGAUCCAGUCAAAAAUAGUGGAAGAUCAAACUGAAACCAUUCGAAAGUUAAAAGAAUUCUUACAGGAACGAGACGAACAAUUAAGAAAGCAUCGUGAAGAAAGUACUGAAAUCCAGAAGAGGCUUGGGGUACAAUUAGAGGAAAGAGAUACACAGUUGGAUGAACUAAUGGAAAAGUUAGGACGGCAAAAUGAGAGGAAAGAGGAACUAAAACAACAGUUGCAAGAAAAAGAUGCAGAGCUUGAAGAUAUCAAGAAAACUUAUAGUGUAAUGAAUAAGAAGUGGCAAGAUAAAGGAGGGCUAUUGAGCAAGCUGGAAGCGCAAGUUAAGCAAAUGAAAGAAAACUUUGAUACAAAGGAGAAGCAGCUGAUUGAGGAGAGAGACAGAAGUCUUCAAGCUCAAAAGGCCUCGAUGGAAAAACUUCGUUCUAUGGAUGAUGCUUUCAGAAGACAACUUGAAUCGACACUAGCAGCUCAUCAAGCAGAAUUGCUUCAGCUAGCAAAUGAAAAGCAGCGACAAAUUGUUGUAGCAAAUGAAAAGGUUUACCAGGUUGAAGAAGAAAUGCGUCAGUUGCUGCAGGAGACUGCAAACAAUAAAAAGGCCAUGGAAGAGAAAAUAAAACGACUUACAUUUGCUUUGAGUGACAUUCAGCAAGAGCUCUGAACUGUCAGAUUUCUAAAUAUUUCAGUCAGCUGACAAUAUACUUGACUGUAGCAAUGUGUUUGGCAAAAUUCUUCAUAUUGGCUUGACAUGUUUGCACUUCAUGUACAAUAUUUUCAAAAUAAAUUGUUGUUAAACUGUC
This is a messenger RNA of Hemicordylus capensis (graceful crag lizard), 3361 nucleotides long. It is a transcript of the gene LRRCC1, whose product is annotated as leucine rich repeat and coiled-coil centrosomal protein 1. Gene Ontology annotation, molecular function: protein binding. NCBI's taxonomy places the organism in Eukaryota, Metazoa, Chordata, Lepidosauria, Squamata, Cordylidae. The transcript is spliced from 19 exons. Gene Ontology annotation, cellular component: centrosome; cytoplasm. The record is from RefSeq and is a predicted model, not a curated record. Bases 61 to 3222 code for a protein of 1053 amino acids.